ACCACCUACUCCUGCGUUGCCGUCUGGGAGGGCGAGCGUGUUGAGAUUAUCGCUAACGAGCAGGGUAACCGUACUACUCCUUCGUACGUUGCCUUCUCCGAGCAGGAGCGUCUCAUCGGUGAUGCCGCCAAGAACCAGGCUGCCAUGAACCCCACCAACACCGUUUUCGAUGCCAAGCGUCUCAUCGGUCGCCGCUUCGAUGAUCCCGAGGUUAAGGCUGAUAUGAAGCACUGGCCCUUCACCGUCAUCGAUAAGGACACUGCUCCUUUCAUCCAGGUCGAUUACCAGGGCGAGAAGAAGGAGUUCUCUCCCCAGGAGAUCUCUGCUAUGGUCUUGGUCAAGAUGAAGGAGAUCGCUGAGGCCAAGCUCGGCAAGACCGUCACCAAGGCUGUCAUCACCGUCCCCGCCUACUUCAACGAUGCUCAGCGUCACGCCACCAAGGAUGCUGGUGCCAUCGCCGGUCUUGAUGUCCUCCGUAUCAUCAACGAGCCCACUGCUGCUGCCAUUGCUUACGGUUUGGACUCGAAGGAGACCAAGGAGAAGAACGUCCUCAUUUUCGAUCUCGGUGGUGGAACGUUCGAUGUUUCCCUCUUGUCCAUCACUGGAGGUGUCUUCGCCGUCAAGGCCACUGCUGGUGACACCCACUUGGGAGGUGAGGAUUUCGAUAACACUCUCUUGGAGCACUUCAAGGAGGAGUUCAAGCGCAAGCACAAGAAGGACAUCUCUGGUGAUGCCCGUGCCACCCGCCGUCUCCGCACUGCUUGCGAGCGUGCUAAGCGCACCUUGUCCUCAUUGGCCCAGACCACGAUCGAGGUUGACUCUCUCUUCGAGGGUGUUGACUUCCAGGCCAACAUCACCCGUGCCCGUUUCGAGGAGCUCAACUCUACUCACUUCAACAACACCAUCGAGCCCGUCAAGAAGGUUCUCAAGGAUGCCAAGUACACCAAGAAGGAGGUCGAUGAGAUCGUCCUUGUCGGUGGUUCCACCCGUAUCCCCAAGAUCCAGUCUCUUCUCCAGGAGUUCUUUGAUGGAAAGGAGUUGAACAAGUCGAUCAACCCUGAUGAGGCCGUUGCCUAUGGUGCUGCCGUCCAGGCCGCUGUCUUGACCAACCAGGCCGGUAAUGCCAAGACCCAGGAUCUUUUGCUCUUGGAUGUUGUCCCUCUCUCACUCGGAGUUGAGAUGCAGGGUGGUGUCAUGGCUGUUGUCGUUCCCCGUAACACUGCUAUCCCCACCAUCAAGAAGAAGACCUUCACCACCACUGAGGAUGGUCAGACUACUGUCCAGUUCCCAGUCUAUGAGGGUGAGCGUCCCAUGACCCGUGAUAACAACUUGCUUGGCAAGUUCGAGCUCUCUGGCAUUGCCCCUAUGCCCCGUGGUACCCCCGAGCUCGAGUGUACCUUUGAGUUGGAUGCCAACGGUAUUCUUAAAGUCACUGCUAUGGACAAGGCCACUGGUCGCAAGGCCAACAUUACCAUCACCAACGGAGCUGGUCGUCUCUCUGCUGCAGAUAUCGAGCGUAUGGUCUCUGAGGCCGAGAAGUUCAAGGAUGAGGACCGCAAGAACGAGGAGAUUGUUCAGUCCAAGCAGGACCUCGAGUCGUAUGUGUACCAGAUCCAGGGCACUCUCAAUGAACCCAAUGUUUCCAUGAAGCUCAAGCGUGCAGACAAGAGGGCCGUUGAGGAGGCUCUUGAGGAGGCCAUGGCUGCCCUUCAGAUUGAAGAGCUCGCUGAGAAGGAUACCUUCGUUCUCGCCCAGCGCAAGCUCAAGCGUUCCGUCACCAAGGCCUUUGCUUCUCUCUCUCGUUAA
Molecule: messenger RNA, 1806 nt
Organism: Lobosporangium transversale
Lineage: Eukaryota; Fungi; Mortierellomycota; Mortierellomycetes; Mortierellales; Mortierellaceae
Product: heat shock 70 kDa protein 2
Exons: 1
Biological process (GO): vesicle-mediated transport; cellular response to unfolded protein; protein refolding
Cellular component (GO): plasma membrane; cytoplasm; cytosol
Molecular function (GO): heat shock protein binding; ATP hydrolysis activity; ATP-dependent protein folding chaperone
Source: RefSeq, a predicted model, not a curated record